Molecule: messenger RNA, 1050 nt
Organism: Closterium sp. NIES-65
Lineage: Eukaryota; Viridiplantae; Streptophyta; Zygnematophyceae; Desmidiales; Closteriaceae
Source: the annotation of a GenBank genome assembly
AUGGCGAGCCAGCAGGUUCCGCAGGUGCCACAUGGUGGACAGGCACAAGCUGAGAGAGAGCAGAAGCAGCAGGAGGGCGUGUCAUGGGCUGAGCGUGUGAAGGGAAUCAUGGAAAAAGGCUCCACGGAGGAAAGGCCCACUGAGCGUAAGAGCACGGCUGAAACAAGCGAGAGUAAAAGCGUGGAGGAAGAGAGGGCCAAGCAGGCUAAAGAGCAUCAUGCAGUAGCUUCAGCGAAGCGUGCUGGUGAGCAUCAGGCAGCCGCUUCAACCAAGCGUGAGGAGGCUAAAAAGGAGGCGCAGCAGGCGGGUAGCCAGGUGACAAGGACCACCAAGAAAGCAGGCGAGGCAACUGUGGAGAAGGGACAUCAGUUGACGGAGAAGGCCAAGGAAGGGCUCGCGUCAGGGACAGAGACGGUGACUAAGAAGUCUGAGGAGCUGACUGAAAGGGCGAAGGAGAGCCUGGGAGAGACUGCAGAGAUGCUCAAGUCCAGCUUUGGUAAGGGACAGGAGGAGGUUCAGGAGGGAGAGACUGGUAUAGGUAAAGGAGUGGAUGUGAAGGGGAAGGAAGAGGCUGCUGCUGUUUUGGAAGCGUCUUCAAAGCGGUUGGGUCAGUUGGCAGAGGUUAUGAAGGAAAAGGGUUUGGAGGCUGAGCAUGUGGUGGAGGGGUCAGCCAGCAAAAUAUAUUCCGACAUUAAGCAUGCGAUGGAGAAACUGUCAUUCGUGGGAGAAGAAGGCAAGACUGGUGGUGAUGUUGAACUGAAGGGAGCGGAGGAGACUGGUGAGGGAGUGAAGGCAGCAGCAGCAGACGUGCACGAAGCAGUGAAGACCACGCAGGGUGUUACUCAAACUGUUGUGGUUGGUGCUGCUGAGGUGCUUAUUGCUGCUGGCGAUGCUGUAACUGAUGCUGCUAAGGCACUUGGAUCAAGUUUGCAGUCACUGGUGCAAUCAUAUGAGAAAGGCGCAGCUCCAUCUACCUCUGCAGACAAGUCUGUCCCCACAAGCACCACUACCAAGACGGAGGAACAGAAGGAGAGUGGUGCAGGUCCUUAG